Messenger RNA from Nothoprocta perdicaria, 5455 nucleotides. RefSeq names its product kelch like family member 3 (gene KLHL3). The transcript has 14 exons. Lineage: Eukaryota; Metazoa; Chordata; Aves; Tinamiformes; Tinamidae. Gene Ontology annotation, molecular function: protein binding. Gene Ontology annotation, cellular component: cytosol. Gene Ontology annotation, biological process: protein K48-linked ubiquitination; renal sodium ion absorption; monoatomic ion homeostasis. The coding region runs from base 73 to 1740 and encodes 555 amino acids. The record is from RefSeq and is a predicted model, not a curated record.
CAGAGUUCCCGGUCCUCCGAGGCGGCCGAAGAGGAGAAGGAGCCGCGCACGGUGACGGUCAACCCCUCGCACAUGAGGAAGGCCUUCAAGGUCAUGAACGAGUUACGGAGCAAGCGGCUCCUCUGUGACGUGGUGAUUGUGGCCGAAGCAGUGGAGAUGGAAGCCCACCGCGUGGUCCUUGCCGCCUGCAGCCCCUAUUUUUGUGCCAUGUUUACAGGAGACAUGUCCGAAAGCAAAGCCAAGAAGAUUGAAAUAAAAGAUGUCGAUGGGCAGACGCUGAGGAAGCUGAUUGAUUACAUCUACACAGCUGAGAUAGAGGUCACAGAAGAGAAUGUGCAGGUUUUGUUGCCAGCUGCCAGUCUCUUGCAGCUGAUGGACGUUAGAAAAAACUGCUGUGACUUUCUUCAGUCCCAGCUGCAUCCCACGAAUUGCCUCGGCAUCCGCGCCUUCGCGGAUGUGCACGCGUGCACCGAGCUGCUGCAGCAGGCGAACGCCUACGCAGAGCAGCACUUUCCCGAGGUGAUGCUGGGAGAAGAAUUUCUUAGCCUUAGUCUGGACCAGGUUUGCAGUUUAAUAUCAAGUGACAAGCUCACGGUCUCCUCUGAAGAAAAGGUGUUUGAAGCUGUUAUCUCUUGGAUAAAUUAUGAGAAGGAGUCUCGCUUAGAGCACAUGGCGAAACUGAUGGAGCAUGUUCGCCUGCCCCUUUUGCCCAGAGAUUACCUCGUACAGACAGUUGAAGAAGAAGCUUUAAUCAAGAAUAACAACACGUGCAAAGACUUCCUUAUCGAGGCCAUGAAGUAUCACUUGCUUCCACUGGAUCAGAGGCAACUGAUAAAGAAUCCUAGGACCAAACCGAGGACACCAGUCAGCUUGCCCAAGGUGAUGAUCGUGGUGGGCGGGCAAGCGCCCAAAGCCAUCCGCAGCGUGGAGUGCUACGACUUUGAGGAGGAACGAUGGGAUCAGGUUGCUGAGCUUCCCUCCCGGAGGUGCCGAGCAGGCGUGGUGUUUAUGGCUGGCAACGUUUAUGCCGUCGGGGGCUUUAACGGCUCCCUGAGAGUGCGCACGGUGGACGUGUAUGACGGCGUGAAGGACCAGUGGACGUCCAUCGCCAGCAUGCAGGAGAGACGCAGCACGCUGGGCGCCGCCGUGCUCAACGACCUCCUCUACGCCGUGGGUGGAUUUGAUGGCAGCACUGGUCUGGCAUCAGUUGAGGCCUAUAGCUAUAAAACCAAUGAGUGGUUUUUUGUGGCUCCCAUGAACACAAGAAGAAGCAGUGUUGGAGUUGGAGUUGUAGAGGGCAAGCUGUAUGCCGUGGGGGGCUAUGACGGAGCAUCCCGCCAGUGCCUCAGCACCGUGGAGCAGUACAACCCGGCCACGAACGAGUGGAGCUACGUGGCCGACAUGAGCACGCGGCGCAGCGGCGCAGGCGUCGGUGUUCUCAGCGGGCUGCUCUAUGCCACCGGCGGGCACGACGGCCCCCUCGUGCGCAAGAGCGUGGAAGUCUACGAUCCAGGGACAAACACCUGGAAGCAAGUGGCAGACAUGAACAUGUGUAGGAGAAACGCAGGUGUGUGUGCCGUGAAUGGGCUCCUCUACGUGGUUGGAGGAGAUGAUGGCUCCUGUAACUUGGCCUCUGUGGAGUACUACAACCCCAUCACCGACAAGUGGACGUUGUUACCAACCAGCAUGAGCACUGGGAGAAGUUACGCAGGUGUGGCUGUGAUUCACAAACCCUUGUGACACCCAGCCGAGGUGGUGCGAGGAGCAGAAGUCAAGUGGAUCCAGCCAGGUGGCAUUGGGAAGGUGACCCACCUACGUCUUGACCCAUCUCAUCGCUGUCAAACUCUUUGCGUGACAAGUGACACGUUACAAAUGUCAUCUGCUUGGCAGUGUCCCUUGUUGUGCAGCAAGGGGCAGAUCCCUCUGGGGAUGCAGCCCAUGCUGGGCACGAGGUGUUGCUUGUUGUCUGUGGUGCCAUCGACUGUUCCUCUCCACGGGUAGGUGGGGUGAACGCUGUACUUGGACUGUGGGCACUGAAUUUCUCAUGUGGAACAAAACUGCUGCAUUUGGACAUGUGAGUAAAAAUGGACACUUUGGGAUUUCUUCACUACUGAUGCUCCGUAUGCAUUAUUGGUUGAACUUGCUCAUUGUGCCUGAAGGGUGAACGUUACUACUGACAGUGGAAACUUGGAAGUACCACGAGCAGAAACGGGCUGGAGCAGGGUGCUCGGACUGUGCGGUGUCACCAUUGUCACGCAUUUGUCUUUGCCACUGGACUACUCUGUGUGUUCCCGGGACGCUCGUGGUGCGGUGGGAGAUGAAUACGGUGUCAUCUCUGUCACCAGUGCCAUUCCCUGCACGGAUGGGAGCUGCUGGGCAGUGCCUUUUCCGGGCCGGGGUCUCGGCACCUCAGCCGCGCCGCGACCUCAGGGAACUCUGCUGCUCCGGGAGGCCACUGCUCCCAUCAAACAGCUACUGCUCAAAUAGGAACUAUUCCCUAUUCCUUCUCUGUGUGCUUCUUCAUGCUGUGCCGAAAGCCUCCGUUCUAGCUCUGUCCAGCAUUUCAGUGCCAUGUCAUAAGAGAUCGUUCGGCUAUCGAAAGAAAUACGUGAUGUUGCCAUUGGUGUAGACACGGUACAACAAGAACCCUAGGUCACCCAAGUAGGGUUAAUAACAGAGAUAAAAUACCUCCAGUGUCUUAAUGUUUCCCGAGUAUGGAGAUCUUGCUAAUCAGUGUCAUUGUAAUUAUUUAAAUUUUUUCUGUGCUGAUUGCACUCUUCCAUCAGGAUGAAGAAUUGGUAAGAUAAAACACAAGGAAACAGCUAAAUGAGAUCCAGCUGUGGAGCAGCUGUCUUUCUUACAUCCCAGACCCUUAAAGCUUUCUGUGUAAAUGGGUGUUUGACUUAUUUGGGGGGGACACCUGUACUCCUGCGAGCCAUGGCACACUUCUCCAGGCAGGGGUAGACUGCCAAAGACUCUCCAGCUAAAGGGGACCCAUGAAGAAAGCUCUUUCAUCUCCCCUUUUCAGUUUUUCAGCUCACUUUAUGCAUUUUAUUGUCUUCUUAACGCGAGUUAGUUUCCCUGCUCUGUCUCGUUUCUGCCCCUGUGGAUGAAGGGUUGUCUGUGGUGGGCACCAGGACGGUGUCUGUGCAUGGUGCUGCUGACUGUUGCACUUACCGCUGUUCUUCUGCCGUUUUAAAUCUCCACAGACUCCUCUUAAAAGAGCUGCUUGUGACCUUCUGUGGUGGAAAAAAGAAAUACUUAAAAAAAAAUUGUUUUUGGAGAGACUUCUGGCUAAAUCACCUUUUAUAGGCAGCUUUUGCAGCGGAGGCAGGUGACUUAUUUACAGAAGUUGAUUUUUCCCAUUGGAGCUGGCUCAGACCUUUCAGCCCGGGUACCUGGUCACUGUGAGGGGACCAAGGGUCGCUCCUCUGCUCCGCCUUGCCCAGGACAGGCCUGGCCAUCCUGGGGAGUUUACAGUCCUGCUCGUUCCUCUGGGAUGCUCUUAUUUCCAGGAGCAAAGGAAGCUGCAAGAAUGGCAGUGGUGGUCUUGAUAUCUCCCCUUCCGUUGUAUGACAGGUGAGAGAUCUCAGACAAAAAGGUGUCAUUUCUGCAAUACCCUUGAAGCGUCUUGCUUUGGGUUUUCUGGUCUACACGGAAACAUACCGAAUCAGGUGUAACAUUUGCUGCUGGUGGUGGACUUUUUUAUUGUAAAAGCUAAUGAUGGCGGUAGGAGCGUGUCCACCAACUAAACCUGAGUCCAGAGGUGCAUCUUUAGGUGCCAGAUGAUGCCUUGGUCCAUAUGGGUGCAUGAAUUCAGCGUCUCCAGGGCUGGUCCACAGGCGUUUCCCUUUUCCUAUGGUCCUUGCAGAUAUAGGAUGAAAUGGGAUGGGCCAAGCUUAAGUCUCCCUCCUUGGCCCUUCAUCAGGUUGGGUAUGUGCCUACAGCUAGGUAAAAGCUGGGAACAGUUGCCAGCUAAGAUGCUCUGCCAUAGCAGGGAGUUCUGCUGGGGCUAAGGCAAAGAUUGGUAUGAGACUAAUAGUUUCUGUGAGAAACUAUUUUUUGGGAGAAAAGCAAACAGUGCUACAGAGAGGCAAACUGCAAGUUUGCAGUUUAUUGUCCUGAAGGGUGAGUAUGCCUGAAAGUUGGUUUAUUUUUUUUCCACUGCUAUAUCUGCUUUUCUAACAGGAAUACCCAUCCCUCUCUAAACCUUCGUCGCUUUGAAGGAAAUCACGUUUUUGGGUGGUUUUCUGCUUUUGUAAAAUGGCAUUUUGCACAGCCAUGGGCUUGCUGGACAGGGCCAGGGCUGCCCUGGCUCGCGGAGCUGCUCCGGCUGCCGCUGCUUCCCCCGCUCCCGUGUCCCCCCGUCCCCUUGCAGUGUUAUGCAAGUCAAGUGACCUCGUUUUCCAGCUAUGCAAUAUGAACAACAGUAACGUAUGACAAACCAGCUGUAUUUCCCCCCCUUCUCAAAUGGCUUUUCCGAUUCGUGUGUCCUUGGUGUGUGGUUUCCUGUUUCUGUUACUGAUUCGGAGCCCCUGAGCCAGAUCCUUUCAAGAUUGCCUUUUUCUAGGACUGAAAACAUAGCGCUAGUGCUAACAGAUUUUACUGUAAAUAUUUUUAUAAGACAAUUGAAAAUAACUUUUUGGGAUUGCUUUUUAUUGUUGUCAAUGACACUUAUGUUAAAAUCUUGAUCUAAUUCUUACACUCCACUGCAGUUCUUGCUGGCCGUGCUGUAGGUGUGAAUAACUCGUAUGUUUUCUGUGCAAGAAAUUAAAUAUUCUAACUAAGGUCUGGGAUAGCUCUUGUGUUGAUCCUAACAUAUUCUAGGCGGGACAGCAGUGGGCUGAACCUUGGGAAAUAGGUUGAAAUCCAUUGCCUCAGUCACCAGUACAUGCGUUAGUAGAUAUUCUGAAAUAAUUGAGAAAUUAUUUUUCUCCAAUUAAUUUUCUGUGCUGCUCGUUUGCUUUGCGUUUCGCUUGGCGAACAAGCUUUCUGGGCGAGCUGGCGCCUGCAAGACCAGGCGCCCGUACAGAACCCCUCAAAUUGCCCCGGAUCACCCAGGUCUCGUGGGAGGUUUGGUCAAAGCUUUACAAUCCCUGGGGCUCGUUCCUCCCGGUGCCUAUUGUGAAUAUUGAAGUUUGCACCGGAGGGGAGCACGUGCACCGCAGGAUGCGUUUGCAUUGAACAGCGUGUUGUUAGAACCACUUGGAAUCAAGUCCAUCUUUCCCAUUUGCGCCUAAUAGAUAAAUUGUGAGUGAUUAAAACCAAUUUUCUUUUCAUUGCGUUUAAAUACUUUUUCUGUCUGGCUGUGCAGCACGCUGUAAUUACCAUAAAUCCACUUGCCAGCAUUUGCAUGACAGCACCACGAAAGCCUGAGACUGUCUUCGUGUCUGGAGACCCAAAUCCUUAAUAUCAAGUAAUGUGGGAAGCCCGUUCAUCAAACUGACAUGAUGGU